AAUUAUAUUUAUCAUUAGCUUACAGGUAGGUGAAGUGGACGGACAUAGACAAUAACUUGAUCAGUAAAAAAAAAUACCUAAAAUGAAUUCAUUUUUCUGCUUUACUUUCACAUUUAUGAUAACAUUAGGAGUGACGUUCGUAUUUUCCGAAUCCAAUGUAACGCCUUCGGAACAAUGCCCAGGUCAAAAUUUCGAUGGUCUCCGUGAUCGCAUCCAAGUGAUUCCAUGUGGAAAAAAACGCUGUAAAUUACAGAAGAAUACCAAUACUACUGUCGUCUUCAAAUUUAAACCAAGGGAAAAGGUGGAAACACUUGUGAGUGAUGUGUAUGCGAAUAUCGGUGAACUCAAGCUACCGUUCAUCGGCGUGACGGGAGUGAGUGCGUGUCCCAACAUAAAGCGAGCAGAUACCGGCGAACCUGCGCCGUGCCCCUUGGAAGCUAACGAGGAAUACGUUUAUACCAACGUAUUCCCCAUUGAAAAGUACUACCCCAACACGCGUCUCAUUGUCUACUGGAGUCUUAAUGACGGCAACAAGCAAGUUAUAUGUUUUGAAGUUCCUGCUGUAAUAACUUCAGCGGCUUCUUAAACUGCAAAGGUAUUUAAGGCAGGAUUUGGGCAGGUUCGGCUUUAUUUUAAAAAUAGGGAUAUAUAUUGUGCAGAUCAUUUUGGAUUUAUGGACCACAUUUUACAAGUGUAAAUGAUUUUUCAUUUUGUAUAAGGAAGGGCUACUAAGGUUUUUUGUCAGGAUCAUUUGCACUUUGUAUAAAAGCCACGCACCAAAUGCAUUUUAUAUUUAAAUGAUUAUUAAGUAUAAUACAUCUAAGUGAGAUAAAUAAAUUAAAUACUUAUUA
This is a messenger RNA of Manduca sexta (tobacco hornworm), 851 nucleotides long. Its product is annotated as NPC intracellular cholesterol transporter 2-like. The record is from RefSeq and is a predicted model, not a curated record. Lineage: Eukaryota; Metazoa; Arthropoda; Insecta; Lepidoptera; Sphingidae. The transcript has 3 exons. Bases 83 to 586 code for a protein of 167 amino acids.